Lontra canadensis (Northern American river otter) is the source of this 1393-nucleotide messenger RNA. RefSeq names its product fucosyltransferase 1 (H blood group) (gene FUT1). Gene Ontology annotation, molecular function: galactoside 2-alpha-L-fucosyltransferase activity. Gene Ontology annotation, cellular component: membrane. Gene Ontology annotation, biological process: carbohydrate metabolic process. The coding region runs from base 90 to 1325 and encodes 411 amino acids. The transcript has 2 exons. NCBI's taxonomy places the organism in Eukaryota, Metazoa, Chordata, Mammalia, Carnivora, Mustelidae. The record is from RefSeq and is a predicted model, not a curated record.
CCUGGAGGGGCGGAGGCUGCGAGUCUCGGAACCGCGCCCAUCUCCUUCCUCUCCUCCCCGAGCCCUUGGAGCCAGUCGGGGGAAGCGGCAUGGAGGGGAGGGCUGCCGAGCCUUGGGACCUGGAGUUCGCGAUUCCGGGGGCGGCCGGAUGUGGACUGCACUUGCGGACGGCUCGCUGCAGUCUCGCCAAGCCGACUGCGGAUCUGCCAUCCGCCAGAAGCUCAGACAUGUGGGCCCCCAGCCGCCGGCAGCUCUGUCUGACCUUCCUGCUAGUCUGUGUUCUUUCAGCCGUCUUCUUCCUCCACAUCCACCGAGACCUCUUUCACAGUGGCCUGGACCUGACUGCCCUGUGUCCGGCCCGCCACCUGCUGACACCCCCUGUGGCCGUCUUCUGCCUGUCGGGCACGCCGAUGGCGCCCAACGCCUCCUUUCCCUGUCUCAAGCCCCCUGCCUCGCUCUCAGGAAUCUGGACCAUCUACCCAGAUGGCCGCUUCGGUAACCAGAUGGGGCAGUACGCCACUCUGCUGGCCCUGGCCCAGCUCAACGGUCGCCAGGCGUUCAUCCUGCCUGCCAUGCACGCCGCGCUCGCCCCCGUGUUCCGCAUCAGCCUGCCCGUGCUCGCCGCUGAGGUGGACAGCCGCACGCCGUGGCGGGAGCUACAGCUGCACGACUGGAUGUCGGAGGACUACGCACACUUGAAGGACGCCUUCCUGAAGCUUACGGGCUUCCCCUGCUCCUGGACCUUCUUCCACCAUCUCCGAGCCCAGAUCCGCCGGGAGUUCACCUUGCACGACCACCUACGGCAGGAGGCCCAGGGUCUCCUGAGCCAGCUCCGUUUAGGCCGCGCGGGGGACCGCCCUCGCACCUUCGUGGGGGUCCACGUGCGCCGUGGGGACUACCUGCAAGUCAUGCCCCAGUGCUGGAAGGGGGUGGUGGGCGAUCGCGCCUACCUCCAGCAGGCUAUGGACUGGUUCCGGGCCCGGCACGAAGCCCCCGUCUUUGUGGUUGUCAGCAAUGGCAUGGCCUGGUGUCGGGAGAACAUCGACACCUCCCGUGGGGACGUGAUCUUUGCUGGCGAUGGGCAGGAGGGCUCGCCGGGGAAGGACUUUGCGCUGCUCAUGCAGUGUAACCACACCAUCAUGACCAUUGGGACCUUCGGUUUCUGGGCCGCCUACCUGGCUGGUGGAGACACGGUCUACCUGGCCAACUUCACCCUGCCUGACUCCAACUUCCUGAAGAUCUUUAAGCCAGAGGCUGCCUUCCUGCCCGAGUGGGUGGGCAUUAAUGCCGACUUGUCUGCACUCCAGUCGCUGGCGGGGCUGUGAGCAGCAGGGAGACUUUCUGGAAUCGCUGAUCAGUCUUGGGGCGGCAUGUAUCUGGCAGCUUCUGGGGA